Molecule: messenger RNA, 2425 nt
Organism: Cornus florida
Lineage: Eukaryota; Viridiplantae; Streptophyta; Magnoliopsida; Cornales; Cornaceae
Product: indole-3-pyruvate monooxygenase YUCCA6-like
Exons: 4
Coding region: 541-1797 (418 amino acids)
Biological process (GO): auxin biosynthetic process
Molecular function (GO): N,N-dimethylaniline monooxygenase activity; flavin adenine dinucleotide binding; NADP binding
Source: RefSeq, a predicted model, not a curated record
ACCAGUUGGCCUUCCCCUCAUAUAUAGAGCUAGUUCAAUUCAAUACUCUCCUAUGAACAAAAGGAAUAUAUAUAUUGACAUAUCACCAUCUCUCUCUCUCUCUCUCGAUUGAAUGAAUGCUGAUUUAAGCCCGUGGCCUUCGCUCCUUCCUUCGGUUAUUCCUCUCCAUUGAACAACACACAGAUUCAAAAAAAAAAAAAAGCUCAUUCUCACAAGUGGAUAAGAACCUCUUAAUCCACCCCCACCAAUUAAGGAAUCCCCUAAUAUUGCCAAGUCUCACUCCGGAUAUGAGAUUUAAUCUCAUCCUAAUCUCUCCCAAUUUUUACUUAUACUGAGAGAAAAAAGAGCAUCAAUACACACACAUACAAAGCUCUUAACCUCUUGAUCUUCUCAAAAUCAAAAACACCUUGUUUUGGCUAAUGGGUGUCCUCAGUUUCCUCUAUCUCAUCAACCCAAUCAGUUUUGAAGCAUAGAGCUCAAGCUAUAUAUAUAUAUAUAGUUAUAAUUUGUUUUCAUUAUUUUUGAGCUUGCACUGUGUCCAUGGACUAUCUCAGAGAGCUAGAAGGCAAAAGAGCUCAUGAUAUGAAGUCUCCGAGACGAGUGUGUGUCCCCGGUCCGGUCAUCGUUGGGGCUGGACCCUCAGGCCUCGCCGUGGCGGCAUGUCUGAAAGAGAGAGGUGUACCAAGUAUAAUUCUAGAGAGAGAGAACUGUAUAGCUUCUCUAUGGCAGCUCAAGAGCUAUGAUCGUCUACGGCUUCAUCUUCCAAAGCAAUUCUGUGAGCUUCCACUCAUGCCUUUCCCUGAAGACUUCCCAACUUAUCCCACCAAACAGCAGUUCACAAAGUACUUGGAACAGUUCUCGGAGAGGUUUGAUAUUAGGCCGGUGUUUAACCGGUCGGUGGAGUGCGCGGAGUUUGAUGGGAAGCUCGGGUUUUGGCGCGUGAGGAGCGUGGGAUUGAAGGGGGAGGAGGAGAGGGAGUAUGUGUGCAGGUGGUUGGUGGUUGCGACCGGUGAGAAUGCGGAGGCGGUGGUGCCGGAGAUUGAUGGGAAGGAGGAGUUUGGUGGGCCUAUAGUGCAUACAAGCUUGUAUAAGAGUGGUGAUGCGUUUCGAGGGAAGAGGGUUUUGGUUGUUGGUUGUGGGAAUUCAGGAAUGGAAGUGUGUUUGGAUCUCUGCAAUCAUGAUGCUAACCCUUCCAUUGUGGUUAGAGAUAAAGUACAUGUCCUACCACGAGAGAUGCUAGGAAGAUCAACUUUUGGGCUGUCCAUGUGGUUGCUCAAGUGGUUGCCCAUGCACCUUGUCGAUCGCUUCUUGCUCAUUUCCUCGAGGCUCCUCCUCGGUGACACUGCCCGGUUUGGCCUCCCCCGGCCACGGCUGGGCCCCCUCGAGCUCAAGAACUUGUCAGGGAAGACGCCGGUGUUGGACGUGGGGACCCUGGCCAAGAUCAAAAGUGGAGACAUCAAGGUCUGUCCAGGAAUUCGACGAUUGACGCGUCACACCGUUGAGUUUGUGGGUGGGAUAAAGGAAAAUUUUGAUGCAAUCAUCUUAGCAACCGGUUACAAAAGCAAUGUACCAUUUUGGCUGAAGGAUAGAGAGAUGUUUUCGGAGGAGGAUGGCCUACCCCGGAGGCCAUUUCCAAAUGGUUGGAAAGGCGAGUGUGGGCUAUACGCGGUGGGGUUCACUAAGAAAGGCUUGCUUGGCGCGUCAAUGGAUGCUAAAAGGAUAGCAGAAGACGUUGAAAGGUGUUGGAAAGCUGAGACAAAGCAUUCAACAGCCUUCGCGGGCUCACUUAUGCCAUAACAACGAUUUUGGUUGAGUUAGAACCACAUAUUUGAUUGAAGCUGCCUGCUAGAGAUGAUUGCAAUUGGUGUAGCCAUUGGCACAACAAUGUCGGUACCAAUUAAGAUCAGUGGCUAGCUAGUACUCCAAUUGAGGGAAAAGAAGAAAAGUAAAAGAGUGCUAGACUGAGAAGAGUGCUAUCUUUUCAUUGACACCAUGCAGGCCUUGGAAGGAGGAUAUGAGAGAGAAAAAGAAAGAUGGGGGACCUCAUCAACUACAUCUGUACAUCUGUUGUACAUUGCCAUUUUGCUCUAAUUGUUAGGUAUGACUUUUAGAGAGAUAAAAGAAGGGGCCAUGUUGUAGCUACCUAGCUGGGUUUUUUUUUUUUUUUUCGAUAACCAGGGUGUUCGGGGAUUCGUCCUGACUAAUCUAUGGGACCUGUGUUUGGGAUUUGCUUGCAGAUUGAGAUUUGAUUGUGAUUAACCUAUAAUUUACAUGGGAUUUGGGAUGGGGUGAGACUUGAGGGUAUAACAAUAUGUGUUAGUCUUGUACUCUUGAUGAUUUUCCAGUUUUGGGGCUUGUAUGGAGGGUGACUUUUAAGGAUACAUGAAUUCUAAUUAAAAUUUGACAGUGGAACUUCUGUACCAAA